CUUUGACAAACAAAGGUACUUGGCAAUCAUUCUGUGACAAGGGCGGCAAUUGUGACAAGGAGGUGAGGAGAUGCAGUGAGGAUAAAAGGGUUGAAGACAGCAACAGUUGUGGGUUGCUGUGCUGUCCCGUUGAAGGACGAGAGCGACAUAACGUAACGAUAUCUUGUGUGAUUGGUGGAGUGACGGCCAUGUCAGCGUCGGCUUGUGUGCACUGCGGGUGUGUGGAGCUCGACUACAGCACUUCUCGGGGCGAUUUGACGUGCACCAACUGCGGUGCAGUGCUCGAGGAGAAUGCUGUGGUCAACGAGGUGUCGUUCGGCGAGAGCAGCUCGGGCGCCGUCCACGUCGUCGGCCAGUUCGUGUCUGCUUCGGGCUCCCGGCCCUUCAGCUCAUCCAUUGGAGCAUUCGGCCAGCGAGACCAGCGGCAGGCCACCCUCGAGAGGGGCUACAGGAGGAUACAGCAGGUGGCCGGCCAGCUGCGCCUCCCACAAAGCUUUAUCGAGACGGCCAACCGCCUCUUCAUGCUGGCUAACCAGCGCAACUUCACCAAGGGGCGGCGGACGCGCCACGUGGCUGCCGCGUGCCUGUACACGGUGUGUCGACAGCAGGAGGCCCCACAGAUGCUCAUCGACUUCGCCGACGUGCUGGAGACCCCUGUCAAGAACCUUGGCCAGAUCUUCAUGAAGCUGAUCCGGCUGCUUCGCGUGAGCAUCCCGCUCAUCGACCCGUCCUUCUUCAUGGAGCGGUUCGCCUCCCGGCUGCCCAUGGACAACGACAUGGACAGCCAGAAGGUCCACAAGGUGGCCGCCACCGCCACCCGCCUCAUACAGGCCAUGAAGAGGGACUGGAUCUGCACCGGCAGACGACCCACGGGGCUCUGUGGCGCCGCCCUACUCAUCUCGGCCCGCUACCACGGCCACAAGAUCGCUGCUGACGACAUCGCCAAGGUCGUCCGCAUAUCGGGCACCACCAUCCGCAAGCGCCUCUAUGAGUUCCGCAAGACACCCACCGCCCGCCUCACACGCGAGCAGUUCGAAGUCACCGACCUGCAGCAGCUGCCCAUCGAGACACUCCCGCCAUGCCUCAAGUCAGACCAUCUCAAGAGGGAGGAGGGGAAGCUCGAGGCCAUCAAGGACGAGGACGACCCGGGCCAGCUUACACUGGAGGGUGGGGCCGCAGUCCAGCCAUUGGCCGUCAUGGAUGGCAACGGCCCCUUUCCUCCGUCGGUCAAGGCCGAGGCGUCUCUGUCGGGCGUGGCUCCUGCAGAUGGCGAGGGGGACCUGUUUGACGAGGGCGCUAAUGACGAGGGCGUGGGUCCACCAUCAUCGGCAUCGGCCGCAUCCUUCGGCCCUGUGAGGGUCAAGGGCGAGAGGGGGCCGUCCACGACCACGGGGGUGGCGCCUGGGUCGGUGCAGCUGCAGGUGGAUGCACUGCGGCUGUCGGGUGACAACCCAUCUGCAGCUGACAUCGACGAGAUAGCCAAGUCGGUCAGCCAGGCCCUGGAGGCCGCCAGUGUGAGUGGCACCGGCAGGCGGCGCGUGCGGUCGUCACAUCCGUCAUCAAGCAAGCCGCCCAAACAGGAGGAGCCGCUGCUGGGGGCAGGUCUGACCGACCUACUGGACCAGCUGCUGGCAACCACCGACAAGGCGGAUGACCGGCAGCCUGCAGACGGCGACGAUGCCGCAUGGGGUGAGGUGUACGAGGAAAAGGAUGAGGUCGUGGAUGAGGAGGUCCAGGGGGAGGGGGGUCAGCGGCGGGGUCAGCGGCGGGCGGUGCGGCAGCGCAUCAAGCGUGACACCGACAUUGAUGGGGACGAGGGAGAGGAGCAGGAUGACGAUGAGAUGGGUGGCGUGGCGGGUGCGUCGUCCGUGCGGACCGAUGUGGUGGAGACGCUCAGUGACGUCGGCAGCGAUGAGAUAGCGGGGGAGAUUUUGACGGCUGCCGAGCGUCAGGCCAAGGAGGCCGUGUGGCAGGAGAUCACCAAGGAUUACUGGGAGCAGUGGGAGGCCUCCCAGGAGCACAAGCGCAAGAAGAAGAGGGAGCACACCGACAGGGUGCGGGCCGAACUGCGCAAGCAAGGCCUUCCGGCAACAGACAAGGACGUCGAGGCUGCCAUAGCGGCCAAGAGGCGCAAGACGGCCGGUGCCAGCUAUCCUGAGGCUGAGUCGGCCGCCCACUCAGUGCAGAUGGCGCUCGAGAGGAAUGCGAGGGGCAUGUCGGCCAAAGUCAACGUCAGCACCCUGGAGAGUCUCUUCGGGCCUGGCAGCGGGGAACCGAUUGCAUAUGAAUGAAUGAAUGAAGAGAGACAUGAAUGAGUCAAUCAAUGAAGCAAUAAGUGAAUGACACAUAUGCAGACAAUGCACAUCGAUUGGAUCGAUGGACGGCGUACGCCGUCAAUAAGAUUAACCUUUUUUCUAAUGCGG
This is a messenger RNA of Vitrella brassicaformis, 2423 nucleotides long. Lineage: Eukaryota; Vitrellaceae. The record is from the annotation of a GenBank genome assembly.